Messenger RNA from Diorhabda carinulata, 3355 nucleotides. RefSeq names its product facilitated trehalose transporter Tret1-like. The transcript is spliced from 3 exons. Gene Ontology annotation, cellular component: membrane. The coding region runs from base 80 to 1561 and encodes 493 amino acids. The record is from RefSeq and is a predicted model, not a curated record. Gene Ontology annotation, biological process: transmembrane transport. Gene Ontology annotation, molecular function: transmembrane transporter activity. NCBI's taxonomy places the organism in Eukaryota, Metazoa, Arthropoda, Insecta, Coleoptera, Chrysomelidae.
CUCAUUAUUAUUACUGCAUUUUAUGUAUAUACUUACUUAAGUUGGAUAAUCUUAUGAUUUCUAGUAAUUUUAUGAAACUAUGGACGACAUAGAAAUCAAUCCCUUAAAAGAAGAGACAGAUGAUAUUGAAGGAAGUAACUAUGAACCAUCAAAAUUUAAAGUUAUCAGGAAAAAUGAUACAGGAUUUCUAGUUCUCAUUGUUCUUUCAGGAUCAAUGUUUUCUCUAUAUCUCGGUUUAUCAUUCGUGUGGCCUUCGUCAGUAAUACCAAAAUUGGAAUCUAAUGUAACCGAAGAAAAUCCUUUAGGCAGACGUAUAACGACUUUUGAAACUUCUAUGUUAGCAGGCCUACCGAUAAUAGGGAUAUUACUUGGACCAAUAGUAAUAGGUUAUGUGUCGGAAUUAGUUGGAAGAAAAGGAUCUAUAGAAAUUGCGAGUCUUGGAAUAAUUGUUUCAAUUUUAGCGUUAUCAUCUAGUAUUAACAUCAUUUGUAUUAUAACUUUUAGAUGCGGUUAUUCUUUUUUUGUUACUGGUGCAGCAAAUGUAUUUUUUAUAUAUGUAAUAGAAAUCUGCGAGGACCACAACAGAGCUAAGUAUAGUUGUUUAGCUCUUGCUUUUUCACCCAUUGGUUACACGUUAGGUUAUAGCAUUGGAGCAGCUCUAAAUUUUAAAAAUUUCAAUUUAGUCGAAUUAAGUCCAAUGAUAUUAUUAUUCAUCUUCUUCUUCCUUGCCCCCGAAUCUCCAAUUUAUAAUUUAUCAAAACACAAAACAGAAAAAUGUAUGAAAGAUAUCAAGAGAUUAAGACAUAAUAAAAGCGAAAGAGAAUUGCAGAUAGAUUUACGUAACAUCUAUAGUACUAUUCAAACAUCAAAGAAAAUAUCGGAAGAAAAAAUGUUGUUAAUAAAACUAGUUAGUACAAAAGAAAAAAGAUACUCAUUAAUGUUGGCAUCUUCUUUAGCCAUUUUACAAAUAUUUUGUGCAUUCGGUAUCAUUAUACCUUUCAUGGAACCUAUUUUCAUAGCGACUGAAACGAAAUUCAACAGUAGUCAUUUACCUAUAAUUGCAGCUUCAUUCAAAGUUAUCGCUUGCACUGCAGCGUCGUUUAUCGUGGAAAAAUGCGGAAGAAGACCAUUACUUAUAAUUUCAGCAAUGGGAUCAGGAGUGCUUUUGUUGGUACUAGGUUGUUUCUUCUAUUUGAAAUAUAUCGAAUCUCCUCUAAUCUACCAAAUGCAAUGGUUACCUUUAGCUUGUAUUAUAAGUUAUACUCUUUUGUCAUCUUUCGGAAUAUUUCUAAUACCAUUAGUAACUAUUGGCGAGUUAUUUACACCAGAUGUUCGAUCGACGGGCAUAUCUGUUGUAUCUAUAGUUUUUUCAAUGUUAUUAUUCUUUUCUUCGGGUACUUAUCCCUAUAUUGUUGAAUAUAUAGGCAUGCAUUGGUGCUUAUGGUUAUACGGAUCCUUAAGUUUAUUAUCCGCUCUAAUUAUUUACUUAAUAAUUCCUGAAACUAGCGGAAAAAGCAUCAACGAAAUACAAGCAAACAUUAAAGCACUUUGUAAUAAAUGAAUCCAAUCGAGAUUGAUUGAGUUCAAUAAAUUAUUAUGGCAAAUAUUUUAUCUUUCUAUAUAAUACAUUGGGGUACAGAGAUUGAUCACUUACAUCAAUGUACUACUCUUCAAUUACUUCAAACUUGUAUAACACGAGGCCUUUAUUCAAUUUCGGUUUUUUGUUCUAAAACUAAAUUACGUAGUGGUAGGAAGCGUGUAUGCGAAUUCGCUUGCUAUACAACUGUCUCAUUUCGGGCUCCUAUCCCUGUGUCGAUGUCGAAAUACUAUUAUCACUCUCGCCAAGUUGAAGGAUGUAGAGCUGAGGAUAAACAUCGCUGUGUAAUGUAUCAAUGACUGUGCUUUGAGACCAUGAUAUAUGAAAUUAACUGAAGGCGAAAUGAAUCUACACACACUCCAGCAACAAACCAAAAAAAAUCGAAUAAAAUUUAACGGACGAAAAUGAUGUUUUUCUUUUAUGAAAUAAGUGAGAAGUCACUUACCUCAGAUAACUAUCACUAUCAUCUACUUCAAUUAAUUGAGACUUUUAUACUAAUGAAGAACAUCAAGACGUUGUAAGAACCUACCUGAGCUUACUGGUGAUAGAUUGUAUAUAUGACUAUACAAAUGUUUUGGUAAUAAAAUCAGAGCUUUCGCUUAGUUUUUACAAGUUUCUAAAGAUUUGAAUUUAAAACUUACCAUAAAUUAUGUGAAUUCCCGACUCAGUGAACCACUUGAGGUGAAAUAAUCAACAGAUUAUUUCUUGUUAAUCGUAAGGAAUGUAUAAAUCUGUAAUUUGGGUGGAAGUAACAACAAAAUAGGUUGAUGCAAGUGUUCCCAUUGAAUUCAUUAUUUUAUUAAGACAUUAAAUCUAGAUUCAAUCACUCACUUUGAAAAUUAUUCAUGUAAAUAUUGAUAUGUUUAAUUAGAUGUCAGGUGUUCUAGAUUUAGCUUUAGAUUUAGAUUAGAUUUAGAUAGAUUUAGAUUUAGAGGUAGCUAAAUUCUUCGUCAUAAAUUUUAUUGAUUAUCCAGAUUGUGUGCAUAUUCUCUCUACAAAAAAAAAUAGAAAAAUUCAUGCUUCACAUCCAAUACUGAAUUGUGCAUACUAUAAUAGAAUACAGAAACGCAAAUCCUAGAGGUUUGCUCGAAAUAUUGAAAAUCUGCAUGCCAUAAAAGAGGCGAAGCAUAAGCAAAAACUUAUCAAAAAUGUUUUGUUACGUGUAAUCAACAAUCAACUACUCUUACCUUUCGUUUGUAAAAUAAUUUUUGUGAUUCAUUUGAAAUAAACUAAAUUCAUGGUACACAUACGAUAAUUUUCUUCUUAUUUUAUUCAAGUAAUUCAUCAAUUUCUUAACACUACGUAUUUGAUUAGGAGGGCCAGUCAAUUUACCUCAAAUACAGCUGCUUUGUAUUUGGGGCUGGGUAAAAUCAGUUUGCUGUAACUAUACAAUAUCUAAUACAUCUCUGAAAGGAAUGGAUGAUGAAUGUGAUAAAAUUCGGAAUGAUUAAGAAUUUUUAAUAAGUAAAUCCUUAAAGUAAUGAUUGGAUUUAUAUAUUGUGGCCAAUGGCCAUUAUUUGGAGCAUAUUUCAAGAAAUAAUGUGUUCUCUUAGAGAUGCUUAAAAAGCAAGUUAUAUCAAAUCAUGUAUGGUAUCUGAAGUGAAAACGCUGUAUAUCUAGUCUAAGCAAAAAAUGAAAUAUAUAACUCAAAUAUAAAUAUAUUUAUUUGUGUUUUGAAGCAAUAGCUUCGUCAAUGUCGAUUAUAAUACAAACAAAUGUUGUAAGAAAUCGAUAAAUACAUUUUUAAAUUGUGUGUAA